Molecule: messenger RNA, 936 nt
Organism: Endocarpon pusillum Z07020
Lineage: Eukaryota; Fungi; Ascomycota; Eurotiomycetes; Verrucariales; Verrucariaceae
Exons: 1
Coding region: 1-936 (311 amino acids)
Source: RefSeq, a predicted model, not a curated record
AUGUCGCUCUCUGCCAAGUCACUCAUUACCUCCCUCUCCCUCUCGCUUCUUAGCGCCCUCCCCUCGCUCGUCUCCGCCCAUGGCCACGUGACGAACAUCAAAAUCCAAGGGCAAGAAUUUCCCGGAUUCCCUUCAGACAAUCCCUACGGAGCUCCAUACUCGACAAUCGCCUGGUCGGUCAACGUUCCUGACAACACUUUCGUUCGCGAAUACAGCAAUCCAGAUAUCAUCUGCCACAAACAAGCUGUCCCGGGGACAUCUUCUGCUACCGUAGAGGCUGGUGGCAGCGUUGAAUUUCAGUGGACAGCAUGGCCGACACAUCAAGGACCAGUAGUCGACUACAUGGCUGAAUGUCCUGGCAAAUGCGAGGACGUCGACAAGACACAACUCAAAUGGUUCAAAGUUGCUGAACAGGGCCUGAUAAGUACGACCGGUUGCAAUGUCAAGGGCAACACUGGUUGCUGGGCCCUGGACAAGUUGAUUCAGGCAGGCAACAAAUGGUCAGUGCAGGUACCAGCGGGUCUUAAGGCGGGAAACUACGUCAUGAGGCACGAAGUCAUCAACCUAGACUUUCCUGGACAGUCGCAAAACUACCCUGCUUGUAUCAACCUGGUUGUCACAGGGGGUGGAUCGAGCGUGCCAGACGGUGUUGUGGGUACUUCGCUGUACACUGGGCAGGAGGAGGGUCUGAACUUCAUCAUCUACGAUAUGAAAAGCGAUGCAACCUAUCCCAUCCCUGGACCACCCGUUGCUACCAUGGAUGGCGGAUCCGGUGACACUUAUGGAAGCGAUAUUGCUCCCGUGGACGACGGAUCCGGUGACACCUAUGGAAGCGACGUUGCUGCUUCGGUAGGCGAUGACACGACUUCGGCAGGUGCCGUCAGUGAGUGCUCAAGCGGAAAGCUGAAGGUUAGAGCUCGCAAAUGGGUGGCGUGA